AUGAGGAUACACCAACAAACUCACACCGGGGAGAAACCAUAUAAAUGCAUGGAGUGUGGAAAGAGCUUCACUCGUAAUGGAGAAUUUAGAAUACAUCAACGAACUCACACUGGGGAGAAACCAUUUAAAUGUAUUGAAUGUGGAAAGAGCUUCAGUCAAAGUGGAAAACUUAGAAUACAUCAACGAACUCACACAGGGCAGAAACCAUUUAAAUGUAUUGAAUGUGGAAAGAACUUCAGUCAAAGUGGAAACCUUAGAAUACAUCAACGAACUCACACCAGGGAGAAACCAUAUAAAUGCAUUGAAUGUGGAAAGAGCUUCAGUCAAAGUGGAAACCUUAGAAUACAUCAACGAGCUCACACCGGGGAGAAACCAUAUAAAUGCAUUGAAUGUGGAAAGAGCUUCAGUCAUAGUGAAGACCUUAGAAUACAUCAACAAACUCACACGAGGGAGAAAUCAUUUAAAUGUAUUGAAUGUGGAAAGAGCUUGAGUUCUAGUGGAGCCCUUAGAAUACAUCAACGAACUCACACAGGGGAGAAACCAUUUAAAUGUAUUGAAUGUGGAAAGAGCUUCAGUCAAAGUGGAAAACUUAGAAUACAUCAACGAACUCACACGGGGCAGAAUCCAUUUAAAUGUAUUGAAUGUGGAAAGAGCUUCAGUCAAAGUGGAAACCUUAGAAUACAUCAACGAACUCACACCGGGGAGAAACCAUAUAAAUGCAUUGAAUGUGGAAAGAGCUUCACUCGUAAUGGAGAAUUUAGAAUACAUCAACGAACUCACACUGGGGAGAAACCAUUUAAAUGUAUUGAAUGUGGAAAGAGCUUCAGUCAAAGUGGAAACCUUAGAAUACAUCAACGAUCUCACACCGGGGAGAAACCAUAUAAAUGCAUUGAAUGUGGAAAGAGCUUCAGUCAUAGUGAAGACCUUACAAUACAUCAACAAACUCACACGAGGGAGAAAUCAUUUAAAUGUAUUGAAUGUGGAAAGAGCUUGAGUUCUAGUGGAGCCCUUAGAAUACAUCAACGAACUCACACUGGGGAGAAACCAUUUAAAUGUAUUGAAUGUGGAAAGAACUUCAGUGAAAAUGGAACACUUAGAAUACACCAACGAACUCACACGGGGGAGAAACCAUUUAAAUGUAUUGAAUGUGGAAAGAGCUUCACUAGUAGUGGAGAAUUUAGAAUACAUCAACGAACUCACACUGGGGAGAAACCAUUUAAAUGCAUUGAAUGUGGAAAGAGCUUCUGUCGAAAUGGAGUCCUUAGAAUACAUCAACGAACUCACACAGGGGAGAAACCAUUUAAAUGUAUUGAAUGUGGAAAGGUUUUCAGUGAAAAUGGACACCUCAGAAGACAUCAACGAACUCACACAGGGGAGAAACCAUUUGAAUGUAUUGAAUGUGGAAAGGUCUUCAGUGAAAAUGGAGCACUUAGAAGACACCAAAAAACUCACACGGGGGAGAAACCGUUUAAAUGUAUUGAAUGUGGAAAGAGCUUCAGUCAAAGUGGAAAACUGAGAAUACAUCAACGAACUCACACGGGGAGAAACCAUUUAAUUGUAUGGAGUGUUGGAAGAGCUUCAGUCAAAGUGGAGGCUUUAGGAAACAUCAACUAA
Molecule: messenger RNA, 1614 nt
Organism: Podarcis lilfordi (Lilford's wall lizard)
Lineage: Eukaryota; Metazoa; Chordata; Lepidosauria; Squamata; Lacertidae
Source: the annotation of a GenBank genome assembly